This is a messenger RNA of Cantharellus anzutake, 189 nucleotides long. RefSeq lists its product as uncharacterized. The record is from RefSeq and is a predicted model, not a curated record. The transcript has a single exon. The annotation marks the transcript as partial. Lineage: Eukaryota; Fungi; Basidiomycota; Agaricomycetes; Cantharellales; Hydnaceae.
AACCAGGAGGUCCAUUGUCCAGAUGCCACAAAGUACUACCGACCGGUUUCCGGCAACCUGGCUGGGAUCAACUCGUUUGCUUUUGAAAGGAAUGCAAAACAUGCCAUCGCCGGUGUUGUCAUGUUCCAAUAUACAAUCUCUUCGCGACACUCCAUUAAGCCCAAAUUCAUGAAUGAGCUUUGGCUCUGA